This is a messenger RNA of Protobothrops mucrosquamatus (brown spotted pit viper), 1498 nucleotides long. RefSeq names its product RNA binding motif protein 23 (gene RBM23). The record is from RefSeq and is a predicted model, not a curated record. Gene Ontology annotation, biological process: mRNA processing. Lineage: Eukaryota; Metazoa; Chordata; Lepidosauria; Squamata; Viperidae. Gene Ontology annotation, molecular function: RNA binding. The coding region runs from base 110 to 1498 and encodes 462 amino acids. Gene Ontology annotation, cellular component: nucleus. The transcript is spliced from 15 exons.
GGAGAGAGAGAGAGAGACUGGGACCAGCUCUUUUGCCUGCUAGACCGGCUUCUCCACCAGCGGUUCCUGCGCCUUGGGGUGGUGGGGAGCCCACCCAUUUGGGCCAGCCAUGGAUCCGGCGUUCCCCCAUCCAUCCCGGGAUCCUACCCAAGAAGAUGGCAUGGCCUCGGACGACUUUGACAUCGUGAUAGAGGCUAUGCUGGAGGCCCCAUACAAGAAAGAGGAGGCCCAGCCAGGACCCUCGAAGCCGCCAGCUGACCCCCCCACAGCCCAGCCAUCUCAGGAGGAGCAAGGGAAAGAAGCAAAGAAGGACAGCGCCCCCAGCAGCAGCAAUGGGGAAAGCAGCAGCAAAAAGAAGAAGAGUAGGAGUCGUAGCAAGAGCCGAGACCACAGACACAGUCGGGACGGAGACCGUCAUCGUAAACGCAGCCGAGAUCGCCCCAGCCGCCACCGGAGCAGAAGCCGCCAUCGGAGCCGCAGUCGGGAUCGUCGGCGGGCCAGCCGAUCUCGGAGCCGAGAGCGCCGACGGGAAGAGAGGGUCCGCUACCGCAGCCCGCCUCCCCCUGGGCGACGGUUUGGACACAACAAGAAUCCCUUGUUCAGAGAAAAAAGCCCUCUCCGGGAGCCCUUGGGCAGCUUGAGCCCCGAAGAGCGUGACGCCCGCACCGUCUUCUGCAUGCAACUAGCUGCCCGUAUCCGCCCUCGAGACCUUGAGGAUUUUUUCUCUGCUGUUGGCAAGGUGCGUGACGUACGGAUCAUCUCGGACCGAAAUUCCCGCCGCUCGAAAGGCAUCGCUUACGUCGAGUUUUGUGAGAUACAGUCGGUGCCGCUGGCCAUCGGGCUGACGGGACAACGCCUCCUGGGCGUACCCAUUAUCGUUCAGGCUUCCCAGGCGGAGAAGAACAGGCUGGCAGCCAUGGCUAACAAUCUUCAAAAAGGCAGCGGGGGUCCCAUGCGGCUCUACGUCGGAUCUCUUCACUGCAACAUCACCAAAGAGAUGCUGCGCGGGAUCUUUGAGCCGUUUGGCAAGAUUGACAGCAUUGUGCUCAUGCGGGACCAGGAUACCGGACAGUCCAAAGGCUACGGCUUCAUCACCUUUACAGAAGCAGAAUGUGCCCGCCGUGCCCUGGAGCAGCUGAACGGUUUCGAGUUGGCCGGCCGGCCCAUGCGGGUCGGACAGGUCACCGAACGGCUGGACGGCACCACCGACAUCACUUUCCCCGAUGGGGCUGAUGAGCACGACCGGUCAGCUCUGAGCUUGGGGACCACCAGCUCCCAGCUGCAACUGAUGGCGAAACUGGCCGAAGCUGGUUCUGGGAUCCCCCUGUCCACCACAGCAGCGGCUCACGCUGCUUUGCAGCUGAACGGAGCGAUACCUUUGGGAGCGCUGAAUCCAGCUGCCCUGACAGCUCUUAGCCCAGCGUUGAACCUGGCUUCACAGACACUGGCCUCCCAGUGCUUCCAGCUUUCAGGCCUCUUCAGUCCCCAAACAAUGUAA